AAAAAAUGUCUGAACUGGAAGACCUUGAUGAGGAACCAACAAACAACACAAGACCAUCCUCAUCACAUAUUCCCCAAAGCAAGAACGAAUUAACAACAGAUUUUCCCAAAAGACCAAAAACAUCUCCCUCCAGAAAUGAUGAAGGGGCAAUUGAACAACAACAGGAAGAACGGUCGGAGGAUGUGGAUCAAACCAUCACCAAAAGAAGGAAAAAAAGAAGGACGAGAAGGCUUUUCGAUGAUGAACAAGAAGAGCAACCAGUUCUUGAAUCUGAGGUAAAUCAAGUAAUCCAAACCAACGAAACAGAGGAAAGGAUUCCAGAAAGGAGUGAAUUCCAACAAAAUGAACAUCCUACAGAAGAGCCAGUUCAAGAUUAUCUUGAAGCUGAACCAAUCACAAAAAAGUUGAUUGAGAAAGAUAUUAAACAAGAAGAAAAGAUUGUAGAGAGAAAGUUUCCAACAGUUAUAAAAAAAGAACAAGCCAAGAAAAAUCAGAAUGAAUGCUUGACACAAAUCUCGGAAAUAAGACCUGUGGUUGAAGGAGUUAUUAAACAAAUUCAGAUUAGAGUUAGAGAGCUAGGAAAGCUUCAAGAAUUUUAUUUGUCAAAACAAAAAACUAAAGAAGCAGAAGAAUGUAAAAGCUUGGCAGAAAAAUUGAAAACAUCCACCGAAAAACUGUCCCAAGAAUAUUCUUCCAAAUAUAGAUACUUUGAUCCUCAAGAGGAGGGAAUAUUUGCUGACAAAAAGCCAUUCAUGUUGGAAAAAGGACAACAUUUACUUGAACAUAGACUUUUAAGGGAAUCUAAUGGAUUAACAAAAUUUUUUGAUGAAAAUGGACAACUCAUGGUUCAAAUGGAUCCAACUGCAAAAGUAUUCACAAAACCUGGAGAAAAUGAUUUUGACUUUAUUGACAAUAGAACAAUAUCUCUUAAACGGACAAUACCAACAAGAAGUAUUCGUUCAACAACAGCAACAAAACACUACAAGAUAGAAAUAGAUCUUAGAGAAGUCUUAUUUGAAGACCACCCUUUAAUGUGUGAGGAGGAAAUAUUAGCUAGAAAAAUACAUGAAGCAUUCAAAAUGUAUAAGGAAUUGAAAGAAAAUGACAAAUAUACAUACUUCCAUAAGAGAUUAUUAGCUUUGCAAACAGAACUAGAUAGACUUAGAGGCAAAAAAGACAAGGCGGUAAAAAAAACAAACCCACUUGAUGAAUUAAGCUAUCUCACAAAAGAAACAAAAGAGUUGGAAAGAGAAAUGUCUGUUCUAAGGUCUGAAAUACGACAAAAUAGACAAGAUUUGGAAAAUGAGGAGCAAAAAGAAAUAAUGCUAGUAAAUUCAGUGAUUGGAAAUUGGAAUGCCCUUUGCAAAGUUAGAUCUACCAACAGAUAUAACGUAACAAACGUUAAAUUGGGAUUUAGAACAAUUCCUCAAAACAAGGAGGAUGACAGUUUUAGGAUACAAUACCAAAUCGAACAAGAGUUACAAGAAUUGGAAGAGGAUAUGAGAUGGAGUUACAUUCAAAAAUUAAUUGAAUUCAGAGAGCAACUUAUUCCAAAACAGGAGCAAGAGUUUUCUUCCCUAUAUUUGAUAGCAAAGAGCUCUCCCAAACUUGAAUAUUUUGAUAAAGAAGAAGAAAAAAAGAAAAUACUGACACGAAUAGAGAAAACAACAAGAUAUCCUGGGGAACCAAUUGUUGUUCCAGAAAUUUUGAAAAUGGAAAUAACAAAAGAAUCAGAAUUACCACCCAUGGAGGUCGAAAGAAGGAAGCAAAUUAGCAUGCUCUCAUACCAUAUUAAUUUAUUGGUAAAUGGAAACUAUGUCUGUAAAACUACCAAUCAACAACUAAGAUCUGAUUUCACAAUUAAUUUUAAUGAAAUUGUUUCUGUUAGCGUUUUUAAAUGGCCAGAAUCAAUCAGCUUGCAGAUUUCUCAAUCUGGAUGGUUCGAAAAGCCGCUCACUAAUGUUUUUGUCCCUGUUCCAGGUUUAGAAAGAUCUGGUAAAACAGAUACUGAAAGUGUAAAACAAAUUUCAUUUACUUCCCCGGAACCACAUGUUCCAGUUUGGGAUCUUCAGGCAACAGGCUCCUUUCCUCCUUCAAUAUUUCAAAUAUUCAAACCUGUUCUCUCUCCCAGUCAUCAUACCUACGGAAGUAUUAAACUCUCUAUUUCUUGGGUAAAGCCAUCCGAAGAACGGACAGUGGAAGCCCCAAAACCACCAGUCGAAAAAACAAAGAAGAAUCUUCCAACUGCAAGAGACUUACUCAACCUGAAACAAAUAACUUCUUGGAUGGAAACAAACAACAUUGAUCCCAAUGACCCAAGAAACACUGGACUUCUUUCCAUGUUGAAUGAAUUAGACAGAGACGAUCUUUCUAGCAAAGGUUUUUAUUUGGCUGAGCAAGAUGAAGACCUAUUCUUUUUCGAGGAAUUUAAUAGUUCUUCUUUCCAAAGACGUCUCCAUUUAUUGAAAUUGAGGGAUGAAGUAAAAGGAAAGGUACCAUUACCUAUGAUUUCUUUGAAUUUAGAUCAUAUCCAACCAAGGAAUGUUAAAAAUUAUGAGGAAAGGAUCAUCCAAUCACUCUCCAACGAGGCAAGAUUAUCAUCAUACGUAAAUCAAGUUAGAAAUUAUACAAAUAAUGUUGUAAUGAAGAAAGCAAAGAGACUAGUGAAGACAAAUAUGGAUGUAUCUCAAUAUGUUAGAGAGCCUCCACUCCCAGAAUUCCACCAUUCCAUUGAUGCCAUAAUUGAAGUAUUUGAAGAAUACCGACCUUUAAAUCCAAAAAGAGUUCAAAAGGAAGUACCUCCUAUUAAUGAAAUUAAUCAAUGCAAUAUACUUAUCCAAAUAACAAGAGGAUACAACUUCCCAGUCAGGAAAGGGCACGAUGAUGAGACCUAUAGAAACUACAGGCAAGAGAGAUUGAAAAAUGCUAGUGAAAUUGGAUUAGAAAUGCAAAUGGGAACUCGUGUUGCAACAAAUGUACCAACCAAUAUCUAUGAUCACACAAUAGCUAAUGCUGCCACAUUACAAAAAGGACCCCAAGAUACAAUUAAUUAUAUCACCAUGGCUAAAAACACUCAAGAGCAGGGAAUGCCAGAUAGAUUGCUCUCAUUCGUUGCUAUUAACUUUGAUGGAGAUAUUCAAAGAACAAAAUCUGUGGAAGGUCCAUUCCCUCAAUUCAAUCAAACCCUAUCAAUACCUCUAAAAACUGUAAAUAAUGACUAUAGCCCAGAAUCACUGAAAUUAAUUGAUAAGGAAAUUUACUUUGAUGUUUUUGAUGAAAUAACCGUUGAAGGCCUAAGAGACGAAAGAGAUUACAAUACCAUAAAUCAAAGAGCUGAAUUUAAGUGGUUAGGCUCUUACUCAGUACCAUUCUCUACUCUGUACCAAAACGGAAAAAUAAUUGGUACCUUUAGACUUAAAACACCUCCUCUCUAUCUGGGCUAUGGAAAAUCUGUUAAUGAUCAGAACGCUUACACAGCCUUAACCGUCUGUAUUACACUGGAUCCUCCUUUGCCAAGACCAGAGAAAGUUGAAGAUUUCAUAAUUACUGGAGAGGGACCUGAAGUGUAUUCUUACUGUCAGUGGUGGUCUAAAGUUGUGAGAAAGUCCAAAUAUGCAAAAACCAGGAAUGUGAAAUGUCUUGUUCCAAAUAUUGAAGGAAAGGCAACUUUACUUACAAGGUACAUUACUCCACAAGACCCUCCUCCUGAAUUACAGACAGCUUCUGAACUAGCAAGAUUUGUAUCCCUCAUUCCUCUUUUAAACGAUUCAUUAACGUUUGACGCAGGAGAUAUUUGGAUUGGAUCCCAAGAGUUUUUAGAUACAAGGGCUGGUGAUUGGGAAGAACAUUCAAUUCUUCUGUGCAACUAUUUCCUUAGUUUGGGUAAAACAACUUUCUUUGUUCUUGGAAAAGGUGUCCCAGAAGGAGAUACUGCAUAUGUUCUUACAGUUGAAACCAGCGCAACAAUUACACAUAACAAUAACCAUUCGUAUCAGGAAAAUAGAAAGUGUUUAUUGUUGUGGAACUCAGUAACCGGAGAGAAAUAUUCAGUAGAUGAUCCUCUUUGUCCCCUUCAAGAAAUACACUUAAUUGCAUCCCAAACAAAUAUUUGGAUUAAUGUGCAAAAACAUGCCCAGCCAUCCAUGAUGAAAUUUGAUCUUAAUGAUAUUUCACUAUUUUAUCCUCUAUAUAACCCAACAAGAGAUUCUAACAGGAUGAUUGCUAAAGAAUGUUGCGAUCAAAAAGGAAAGAUUCAAUAUAAGAAACUACUAUACAAUAAGUGCUCUCCAAAUAAUAGCAUAAGACUAGAACAAGAUAUUAGACGAGCAAUUGAGGAAGGAUUUUCUUUAUGGAGACACAAAGCUACGAUAUGGGACAACUCUGUUAGCAAAACAUUUAAAGAGCUUUUACAAAGUUUCGAAGCAAGCAAAAAGCUAGACCAAGCACUAAGUGAUGAAAACCAACAACAAGUUUUGGCCAUUGUAAAUGAAUCAAGUGCAGUGAAUGGUUUUCCCCUUAAUUUUUGUUUCAAGGAUAUUGAGGAAAUUGUUACAGAAGUACGAAACACCAUGGUAUACGAUACAUAUGAGCCGGAUGUAAAGUUUGCACUAGCUGUGUAUGUAGAGCCAUAUGCUAAUGAUAUUUGUAGUGUGUGGGUUUACGUUGCAUCAAUUAUCAACAAGAGAGGGUAUUAUUAA
Messenger RNA from Naegleria gruberi, 4697 nucleotides. RefSeq lists its product as uncharacterized. The record is from RefSeq and is a predicted model, not a curated record. The coding region runs from base 6 to 4697 and encodes 1563 amino acids. Gene Ontology annotation, cellular component: ciliary transition zone. The transcript has 4 exons. Gene Ontology annotation, biological process: non-motile cilium assembly; protein localization to ciliary transition zone. Lineage: Eukaryota; Heterolobosea; Eutetramitea; Acrasida; Naegleriidae.